Molecule: messenger RNA, 1774 nt
Organism: Aedes albopictus (Asian tiger mosquito)
Lineage: Eukaryota; Metazoa; Arthropoda; Insecta; Diptera; Culicidae
Product: facilitated trehalose transporter Tret1-like
Exons: 5
Coding region: 178-1620 (480 amino acids)
Biological process (GO): transmembrane transport; carbohydrate transport
Cellular component (GO): membrane
Molecular function (GO): sugar transmembrane transporter activity
Source: RefSeq, a predicted model, not a curated record
UGGCUAAGUCAUAUCAGAGAAACUAGUGAUUUUUUUCCCCCAGAACCAAGUGCCUUUUGUACGGCUGAAGCUGUUUGCGUCGAUUCAGCACUCAAGUUUUACAAUAUUUUUUUUUUACUUGAGCGUAAUAAGAAACGAUCAACAAAAUGGAUUCAUACAGGGAAUUGGUGGUCUUAAAUGAAUCCAGCUGAGCUCAACUACCAACCAGUGGCGACGUUCGAGAAGUUCGAAAAGGACAACUACAGAAUGGAGAAAGGAACUCCAUCGCGGCAGUUUUUGGCGGGAGUGAUAGUAAAUCUAGCAUCGGUUGCCCUCGGCACGUGUUUGGGCUGGACCUCACCGGUAAACAGUCAAAUAAAAUCCAACGAUACCAGUGUCAAUCCCUUGGAUGACAUACCGACUGAAUCGGAAUCAUCAUGGAUCGGUUCCCUGGUGGCCCUGGGAGCUCUGAUUGCUCCAUUCAUCGCCGGACCCUUGGCGGAGAAGUUCGGUCGAAAACUUACCCUGCUCGGAAGCUCCGCUUUCUUCAUUCUAAGCUACAUUAUUCUGCUAUUCACCACCUCAGUGGGAGCCGUCCUGGCUGCACGGUUGAUCCAAGGUUUCGGUGUCGGGUUUGUCAUGACCGUCCAAACGAUGUACAUUGGUGAAAUCGCCAGCAACGAGUUCCGAGGGGCGUUGGGAUCCCUGAUGCAGCUGUGCAUUGUCACUGGUAUCCUAUACGUAUACUCGAUUGGACCGUACGUAAGCUACGCAGCGCUACAGUGGGCCUGUCUGGCACUUCCCAUAAUUUUCGCCGCAACGUUCUUCUUCAUGCCGGAAACGCCGGCGUACUACAUUUCCAAGGGGCGCAAAAACGAUGCCAUCGAUUCGCUGCGAUUCCUGCGAGGUAAAUCCGCAGAUGGAGUCCAGGACGAACUGGCGGAAACGACCCAGUCGGUCGAGGAAUCCAUGAAGAAUAAGGCCAGCAUGAUGGAUCUGUUCAAGAACAAAGGCAACAUCAAAGCGUUGAUCAUCUGCUCCGGGUUGAUCAGCUUCCAGCAGCUAUCCGGGAUCAACGUGAUCCUCUUCUACAGUCAGACGAUCUUCGAAAAGACGGGCAGCAGUAUGUCGCCGGCCAUAUCCACUAUUUUGGUGGGCGUGGUACAGGUGCUGGCCAGUGGUGCUACUCCGUUGAUCGUCGAUCGCUUGGGUCGGAAACCGAUUCUGCUGGUAUCGGCCGGAGGAAUGUGCCUUGCCCACGGAACCAUGGGGCUGUUCUUCUACAUGGACCACAUCAAGUCGGAAUCGCUGGAGAGUAUCAUGUGGUUGCCGGUCUUUUCGCUGAUCUUCUUCGUGACCGUGUACUGCGUAGGUUUUGGACCACUGCCGUGGGCCGUACUGGGUGAAAUGUUCCCGGCGAAUGUGAAAUCGAUCGCGUCGUCGAUCGUUGCCUCCAACUGCUGGGUGCUGGGCUUUUUGGUGUUGCAGUUCUUCUCGACGCUGGACGCCGCCGUCGGAUCUCAUUGGUCGUUUUGGCUAUUUGGAAUUUUCUGCGGGGUGGCGUUCUUGUUCACGCUGACCACGGUUAUGGAAACCAAGGGCAUGAGUCUACAGCAGAUCCAGGACAAAUUGAACGAGUAGGAAUGAGUGCAGGGUGUUCGAUGAAAGAUGAUCGAUUCUUAAGUAUAGUUAAGAGAUUUACAGUUAUUUAUGAUAUAUUGUGACGAUAUUUUCGAGAAUAGAUGUUAUAUUUUAUUGUUUGUGGUGAAUAAAUGUUAAAUUGUGUUCAAGAUCA